Penicillium taxi is the source of this 2295-nucleotide messenger RNA. Its product is annotated as aspartate-semialdehyde dehydrogenase family protein. The transcript is spliced from 9 exons. NCBI's taxonomy places the organism in Eukaryota, Fungi, Ascomycota, Eurotiomycetes, Eurotiales, Aspergillaceae. Gene Ontology annotation, molecular function: aspartate-semialdehyde dehydrogenase (NADP+) activity; NAD binding; protein dimerization activity. Gene Ontology annotation, biological process: L-threonine biosynthetic process. Bases 1 to 2295 code for a protein of 764 amino acids. The record is from RefSeq and is a predicted model, not a curated record.
AUGACGUCCACUGAUGCGAAUACUGAUAGUACUCAGACGAAGCAGCGCAUCACGACAGUUGUGCUAACAGUGUUAGCUAUUGCUUUUCUUGCUCUUCGGCUGGUUGCGCGACAGACAAAGUUCAUUGGUCUGGGGGCAGAUGAUUGGGUACUUGUUGUGGGAUUGAUCUUUGUGAUACUGAUGGCGGGAAUCAACUUAGCUUGUGUUCAAUAUGGCAUGGGACUGCACAUUGGCACUCUCAGAGAGAGUGACCAGCUCACUCUUACCAAGCUGGUCUUCGCCUUUGAGCCUGUCUACAUCACAACAGUGGGAAUUAUCAAAAUCUCCGUGCUGAUGAUGUACCGUCGUAUCUUCCCCGUGCGGUCCAUCAAAAUCGGAGGUUAUAUUCUAGGCACACUCACAAUCCUUUGGGUUAUAUCUAUCGUUUGUGUCGCCAUAUUCCAGUGUGAUCCGAUUGCGAAAGCGUACAAUCCGUUCCUCCCAGGAAAGUGCAUCAGUGUCAAGGGAGCGCUUAUCGGCAAUGGAGUACCGAACUUUGUUACGGACAUUUUGAUCCUUACCAUGCCUGUCCGACUGGUCUGGAAUCUUCAAGCGCAACUGUGGCAACGGAUUUCAGUGAUAUGCAUUUUUAUGACGGGAAGCUUUGUCGUCUUUGCAAGCAUUUAUCGAUUCAGUCUGGUUUUCGGCGUCGAUUUUGACGAUGUCUCCUGGAGUCUAGCUGAUCCGCAAAGCUGGUGCGUUGUCGAGACGGCGGCUGGUGUCAUCUCAGCCUGUCUACCCACCUGCGCCCCUCUUAUCAAGCUCGUUACCAAAAGGAUCAUCUCAUCCAGCCGUUCACGAUAUAAAUCCAAAUCGUCAGGUAUAACCCAGUCAACGGGUACCGUUACAAAGUCCCGCACUGGCCCCACUGGAUCGAUUAAUGUAGAAACAAGCAUGACGGUCACAACAGACGAUGAACCAUAUCCCAAGGGGCAGAGCUACCCGCUCGAUAAUAUGGGCCCCGGAACCCGCAAUAGCACCCAUUUGAAGGGCAAUGGAUGGACUAUGAUAGGUCAUGCUAGGGAUAGCGAUUCAUCGUUGGAGCGCCUCCAUGCAGGUGGCAGGGCCCAGGAAGGGCAAAUGGUCAAAUUUCAAAUUAUAGAGUCCACAAACGUCUAUGCAAGUAUCCGUAACCAAACGACUGUGUUUAGAUAUCUCAAGAUGGCAACCUCAUCCCCAAAGAAGAAGUGCGGUGUUCUUGGUGCCACUGGUUCCGUGGGCCAGCGCUUUAUCCUACUGUUGGCUGACCACCCUUUCCUGGAGCUCUAUGCUUUGGGUGCUUCUGAGCGCUCCGCAGGCAAGAAGUACAAGGAUGCUGUGCGAUGGAAGCAGUCUAGCCCUAUGUCAGAGACCCUGAGCAAUCUCGUUGUACGUGAAUGCAAGGCUGAGCUCUUCAAGGACUGUGACCUUGUCUUCUCCGGUUUGAACAGCGACAUCGCCGGCGAGACCGAGAUGGCAUUCAUCAAGGCCGAGAUUCCCGUUUUCUCCAACGCAAAGAACUACCGCAAAGAUCCCAUCGUGCCCUUGGUGGUCCCCACCGUCAACCCCUCGCACUUGGACCUGAUCCCCCACCAGCGCAAGCACUAUGGACUCAAGAAGGGUUUCCUGGUCUGCAACUCCAACUGCGCUGUCAUCGGUGUCGUCAUCCCCUUCGCUGCCCUGCAGGCCAAGUUUGGUCCCGUUGAGGAAGUUGAAGUGUUCACUGAACAGGCCAUCUCCGGAGCUGGAUACCCCGGUGUCCCCAGUAUGGAUAUUGUCGACAAUGUCAUUCCCUUCAUCAGCGGCGAAGAGGACAAGCUCGAGAACGAGGCCCAGAAGAUUCUAGGUUCAUUGAACGCCGAUGCUACCGCAUUCGACCACCAGGCUGGUUUACGUGUCGGUGCCACUUGUACACGUGUGGGUGUCACUGAUGGCCACAUGGCCUUUGUCUCACUCCGCUUCAAGAACAGACCUGCUCCCAGUGCUGAGCAGGUGAAGCAGGCUAUGCGUGAGUACCAGUCUGAGGCUCAAAAGCUCGGUGCUCCUUCUGCCCCGGAGCUUGCCAUCAAGGUCUUUGAUGAGCCCGACCGCCCCCAGCCCAGACUUGACCGCAACAUCUCCAAUGGCUACACUGUCAGUGUCGGGCGCAUCCGCGAUGGCGCUGAGGGUGGCUACUUUGAUAUCCGCUUUGCCGCUUUGUCGCACAACACCGUCAUUGGUGCUGCUGGAUCAUCGAUCCUCAACGCCGAGGUAGCUGUUAUCAAGGGAUACCUUUAA